Arthroderma uncinatum is the source of this 372-nucleotide messenger RNA. RefSeq lists its product as uncharacterized. Bases 1 to 372 code for a protein of 123 amino acids. The record is from RefSeq and is a predicted model, not a curated record. Lineage: Eukaryota; Fungi; Ascomycota; Eurotiomycetes; Onygenales; Arthrodermataceae. The transcript has a single exon.
AUGCGUUUCUAUACCAUCAUCCUCGCCGCUCUCAUGAGCAUGUUCAUCGACGCCGUCAUGGGUGCCGGUUGCUUCUCCGACAAAGCCAUGGGCAAAUGUCUCACCAAGGCCCGUCUCAACACCGCCAUUGACACCUACUGCUCGAACAACUGGAGACAGACCACCACCAACUGGCGUCCAUGGAAGGGCUCCAACGGCGGCGAAGGCCACAUCGGCCACCUUGGCGUGUUCAAGUCGAAGGCUGCUUGCGUUACUCUUGCAAACAGCAUUGUUAAGAAGUGCUACACCGGCUCCAACGGUGGACAGAAGGGUGGUGCUGCCGAGGUCGACCAGGCUGCUAUCAACAUCAUUUGGUGCCCAUGGAGAUCUUAG